Messenger RNA from Tremella mesenterica DSM 1558, 1757 nucleotides. RefSeq lists its product as uncharacterized. Bases 201 to 1676 code for a protein of 491 amino acids. NCBI's taxonomy places the organism in Eukaryota, Fungi, Basidiomycota, Tremellomycetes, Tremellales, Tremellaceae. Gene Ontology annotation, biological process: lipid storage. The transcript has 7 exons. The record is from RefSeq and is a predicted model, not a curated record.
CUGUCAAAAUUCGCACUGCUCACUACCACAGGAAUACGAUAGACUUUAGACUACACUAGCCAGUAUCUGCAUAAUUAUAGAAGGAGAGGGAGGAGAUCAGAUCGAGGCAAAGGAAGAAAGUUUGUGUAAGGUUCCCAUCACCUCGACUGCGACCGAACUCUCCUUCUAUCUCUCUCUCUCUCUACGACACUCACAUCAAUAUGCCAUCCCGACCAGGAGUCACAUUCGAGUCCGAGCUACGACUUCGACAGCGUCCCUCUUCCCCUCCUUCCCCUCUUCACAAUACUAGUAAACAGGCCAGAAGUUAUCCUCCGACAAGCGAAGAUUUCCUCGAAUUCCUCAACUGGCUAAUCCGUAUCGCUCUUUCACCUAUCACGGUCCCACUUGAACUCAUACACCAAGCACUCACUUCUCGCUUCACUGUGGGUUUAGCCCUAAGGCUCAUCUUACUUGGUGUCUUGGUGUUAGGCUCCGGAGCUUUCUCCGUCAUGUCAGUCGGAGCGUUUUGGUGGGUAUGGUCAUCCGGAGGGACUGUGGAGACUGAAGGGUGGUUGAUAUAUGGAUCGACAACACAUAGAUUACCUCACGCUUUGAUCAACCUUCCAAUGGACAAGUUCGAAGUGGAUUUGAGGUAUGAUGUUCAAGUUGAGAUGGAACUUGUUCGUCCUUCUCAUAUGACUCAAGAAAGUAAUAAUUUCAUGAUAAACCUGGAAUUACGAUCCGAAAAGUCCCCAGAGAAUGUGGUCAUUGCUGCUUCUCGUCCUUCUCUCCCUCCUCCCCCUACCGCCGCAAGCUUGCUUCACCUCCCUCCCCUCCCUACUCAUCUCUUGCCACCAUGCGUCAUUCCAUGGCCUUUACGUGGUUUGUGUCCUUCCCGUUUGUUCGGCUAUGCCGACCCACCACCUUCGUCCGCGGUACGACGACUCCACUCUGAUCCCGCGAGCGUUGGAGCCCCUGUACCUCUGAAAAAGGUCCUGAUGGAGGGUGUCAUGAUCCGACCUAGUCUGGGAGGCGAGACUUCUCUCGGUUCGGCAUACAUCAGCAUCGGUCGAGAAGAUCAUUUUACAGAAGACUCAAAAUCAUAUCAGCCUAAAGAAGUCCGUACAACCGGCUGGGUCAUCGUCCGAUUCAUUCCCCGUCCUACAGGUAUACGAUAUCUUCUUGCGUCUCACCCACUUCCUCCUUUGCUACUCCUCCCACCUGUUGCCCUAGGAAUGACCCUCGCCUCGUCAAUCAUGUGGUUUAUUGUCAUUACCUGUAUCGCUCGGUUCAGACGACGGUCGAAGGGCGAAGACGAUACACGGGUGUCAUCCCCGACGGGACAGAGCGAAGCGGAGUUGUUGGCUGAGCGUCAAGCGAAGAUCUUUGAUGAACGCGAUAAAGCUGAAAAGAAAGAGGCGGAGAGGAGGAAAGCGGAAUGGGAAGAGGUGGAAAGUCGGGCGAGUGGGAGUAGGAUACCUGCGGAGAGAAAGAGGACAGUGCCUUCUACUGUGCUUGGAGGGUCAGAGACGACAGCACCCACAACGGUGUCAUUCGGCCCCACCCUACCUCCCAUGUCGGAGAGCGAAAGUCCCCCAACGAGCAGUUCAGAAGAUACGGAUGCCAUCAUUCGUGCUAAACUUGCCAGCAUCCCCAGACCGGAAGAUAUGGAUUCCCUCUGGGAGAUGUAUGAUUGAUCGGGAGUCAGAUCGAUCAGAGUUACAUCGUAAAGGGGUUUGGAUAGGUUGUAGCAUAGCACAUGCAUAGGUCACAACUUU